This is a messenger RNA of Auanema sp. JU1783, 414 nucleotides long. NCBI's taxonomy places the organism in Eukaryota, Metazoa, Nematoda, Chromadorea, Rhabditida, Rhabditidae. The record is from the annotation of a GenBank genome assembly.
AUGAACAACGGAUCUGGACCUGAUCCAGAUGGAUCGCAGUUGCGAACAACCUGGCAUCCAGGGUAUAUAAGGAGGACUGAAGGCCCUAGAAAUCACAGUCAAUUCGACUUCGUCUUCUCAUCAACUACUACUUCAUUAACCAUGAAAUUCUUCGCUCUCUGCCUCGUCUUCGCCCUCGUCCUCGCCAUCUUCGCUGGAGUCUCUGAAGCCAAGCCACAACACGGAAAGGUCGCUAGACACGGACACGCUGUAGCCAAGGGACAUGGAGCCCACGCCGCCCCACACCGCAGAGCUGCUAAGCACGCUGCCAAGCACGCCAAGAAGGGAAAGAAGCAAGCUAGAAAGCCAAAGCAACACAGAAAGCCAAAGCACGCCAAGAAGGGAAAGAAGCAAGCCAGAAAGAUCCACCACUAA